Messenger RNA from Piliocolobus tephrosceles (Ugandan red Colobus), 1367 nucleotides. It is a transcript of the gene AADACL4, whose product is annotated as arylacetamide deacetylase like 4. The transcript is spliced from 3 exons. Bases 1 to 1023 code for a protein of 340 amino acids. The record is from RefSeq and is a predicted model, not a curated record. NCBI's taxonomy places the organism in Eukaryota, Metazoa, Chordata, Mammalia, Primates, Cercopithecidae. Gene Ontology annotation, molecular function: hydrolase activity.
AUGGCUGUCCCAUGGCUAGUGCUACUCUUGGCAUUGACCGUUUUUUUCCUGGGAGUCUUUGUCUGGGCUGUCUUUGAGCACUUCCUCACCACGGAUGUCCCUGCUACCUUGCAGCAUCCUGCCAAGUUGAGAUUCCUGCACUGCAUAUUCCUCUACCUGGUCACUUUGGUGAGUUUACUCUCAGAUUGUUACCAUGGCCUGUGCAAUUAUCUGGCCCGGGAGACUGACUCUGUACUUCUGAUGAUUGGGUACCGGAAGGUUCCUGACCACCAUUCCCCCGCCCUUUUCCAAGACUGCAUGAAUGCCUCCAUUCACUUCCUGAAGGCCCUGGAAACCUAUGGGGUGGACGCCUCCAGGGUUGUGGUCUGUGGAGAAAGUAUCGGAGGCGCAGUGGUGGCCGCCAUCACCCAGGCCUUGGUGGGCAGAUCAGAUCUUCCCCGGAUCCGGGCUCAGGUUCUGAUUUACCCAUUUGUCCAGGCAUUCUGUCUGCAGUUGCCAUCCUUUCAGCAGAACCAGAAUGUCCCAUUACUUUCCCGGAAGUUCUUGGUGACUUCUCUGUGUAACUAUCUGGCCAUUGACCUCUCCUGGCGUGAUGCCAUCGUGAACGGCACUUGUGUACCCCCAGAUGUCUGGAGGAAGUACGAGAAGUGGCUCAGCCCUGACAACAUCCCCAAGAAAUUUAAGAACAGAGGCUACCAACCCUGGUCUCCCGGGCCUUUUAAUGAAGCUGCCUAUCUAGAAGCCAGACAUAUGCUGGAUGUAGAAAAUUCACCCCUGAUAGCAGAUGAUGAGGUCAUUGCUCAGCUGCCUGAGUCUUUCCUGGUGAGCUGUGAGAAUGACAUACUCCGUGAUGACAGCUUGCUCUAUAAGAAGCGCUUGGAGGACCAGGGGGUCCGCGUGACAUGGUACCACCUGGAGGAUGGUUUUCACGGAUCCGUUAUCUUUUUUGAUAAGAAGGCUCUCUCUUUCCCAUGCUCCCUGAAGAUUGUGAAUGCUGUAGUCAGUUAUGUAAAGGGCAUAUGAUGGUAACCCCGGGCCCCGAAGAGGCGGGGGCAAGUAUGGACUCUACCAGAAACUGGGUGCUUUAGUGAGUUCUAUUUUAUUGACUAAAGAGGUGCUACAUCAACACUUGGGUCAGCUGGGAAGGGUGAGAAGUAAGCUAAGAGUCUUGCUUAGUAUUCAAGAAAAUCCAAACUGUGUCUGUUUCCUUCCAGCACUAACAAUGUCCAAUGCUGGAUCUAGCAACAUUCUCUAACAUUCCCACUGAGGUGAAAUAAAUAUCAAAAGGAGAACAAAAUGCCUUUAAAAAUUUCUCAAAGCCCCAACAUUUAAGAUCUGUGCCGAAUAAAUGCCAACAACUGGUCAUA